Messenger RNA from Centrocercus urophasianus (Greater sage-grouse), 1074 nucleotides. It is a transcript of the gene NEUROD1, whose product is annotated as neuronal differentiation 1. The record is from RefSeq and is a predicted model, not a curated record. The transcript has a single exon. NCBI's taxonomy places the organism in Eukaryota, Metazoa, Chordata, Aves, Galliformes, Phasianidae. Gene Ontology annotation, molecular function: protein dimerization activity. Bases 1 to 1074 code for a protein of 357 amino acids. Gene Ontology annotation, biological process: nervous system development; regulation of DNA-templated transcription.
AUGACCAAGUCGUACAGUGAGAGCGGGCCGGCGGGCGAGCCGCAGGCGCAGGCCCCCCCCGGCUGGGCGGCAGGCUGCCUGAGCCCGCCCGCCGACGGGCCCGAGGCCGACAAGAAGGAGGAGGACCUGGAGGCUCUGCACGGCGAGGCCGAAGAGGACGCGCUGCGGAACGGUGAGGAGGAAGACGAGGAGGACGAGCUGGACGAGGAGGAGGAGGAAGAAGAGGAGGAGGAGGACGACGAGCAGAAGCCCAAGCGGCGCGGCCCCAAGAAGAAGAAGAUGACCAAGGCACGCCUGGAGCGCUUCAAGCUGCGCCGCAUGAAGGCCAAUGCGCGGGAGCGCAACCGCAUGCACGGCCUGAAUGCGGCCCUGGACAACCUGCGCAAGGUCGUGCCCUGCUACUCCAAGACGCAGAAACUCUCCAAGAUCGAGACGCUGCGCCUGGCCAAGAACUACAUCUGGGCGCUGUCUGAGAUCCUGCGCUCCGGCAAGAGCCCCGACCUGGUCUCCUUCGUGCAGACACUGUGCAAGGGCCUCUCGCAGCCCACCACCAACCUGGUGGCCGGCUGCCUGCAGCUCAACCCGCGGACGUUCCUGCCCGAGCAGAGCGCGGACGCCCCUCCGCACCUUCCGCCCGCGGGAGCGCCCUUCGCUCCGCCGCCCUUCCCCUACGCGUCGCCGGGGCUGCCCAGCCCGCCCUACGGCACCAUGGACAGCUCCCACCUCUUCCACCUCAAGCCGCCGCACGCCUACGGCGCCGCGCUCGAGCCCUUCUUCGAGGGCGGCCUGCCCGAGGGCGCCGGCCCCGCCUUCGACGGCCCGCUCAGCCCGCCCCUCAGCAUCAACGGCAACUUCUCUUUCAAGCACGAGCCCGCCGCCGACUUCGACAAGAGCUACGCCUUCACCAUGCACUACCCCUCCGGGCCGCUGCCCGCCGCGCCCGCCCACGCCGCCGUCUUCUCGGGCGCCGCCGCCCGCUGCGAGCUGCCGGCCGACGGCAUGGCGCCCUACGAGGGGCACCCGCACCAUGAGCGCGUCCUGAGCGCGCAGCUCAGCGCCAUCUUCCACGAGUGA